GUCCACAGUCUCUCGAGUGGAACACUUUUCACCCCCGGUUUCCCUCCCGGUUAUAACGUGAGACUGUCUCUCGGUUAGGACCGAGCCCGAUCUCCGAAGCGACGAAGAGAGCGAAUCCUCUGUUAUCAGUGAGACAACUGUCACCUCGCGCAGAACAAUGAGGGAGUUUGCAGCGAUUCGACGUUCGCGCGCGAUUCGAUCGGACGUGUCGAGAGUCGACAGGGCGACAGGGCAGCCUGACUUUCUGUGACGUAGCGUGACGAGGAUUUAAUUUGCCGAUUGUCCGAGGUGCGACAUCAUGACGGUCAAGAGAAGAAGGAGCGAGCCGCUUCCUCGUCGACAGGACAGCUCCGCGGAAUCGCACGCGGUGAACGGAUGAUUCGAUCCACGCGAUCCUUUCGACGAGGUAACGAGCGCGAUCGGGCUGAAACACGCGAAGCAUGGAGAUCUCAGGCCGGUAUCUCGUGUCCAUCGACAACUUCACCGAGCUGAUGAAUCUCAGCGAGCCCGAGUACUUGAGAUUGGUAUGGGGCCCGAAGUACCUGCCGCUGACGCUCGUGUUGCCAAUCACCUUCGUCUACGUCGCAAUUUUCGUCACCGGCGUGUUCGGCAACGUGGUCACCUGCAUCGUCAUCAGGCGUAACCCUGUCAUGCAGACCGCUACGAAUUACUACCUGUUCAACCUGGCGGUGUCCGACCUGCUGCUCUUGAUCCUCGGACUGCCGAAUGAGUUGAGUGUGUUUUGGCAGCAGUAUCCGUGGAAGCUCGGAGUGGGUUUAUGCAAAAUACGAGCAUACGUCUCAGAGAUGUCCUCUUACGUGUCGGUGUUAACGAUAGUGGUGUUCUCGUUGGAGAGGUACUUAGCGAUAUGCCAUCCUCUACAUUUGUACGCGAUGAGCGGCCUGAAACGACCUGUACGAUUCAUCCUGGGCGCUUGGCUGCUGGCACUCCUCUUCGCUCUGCCCUUCGUCGUUUACACCACCGUCAAUUACGUCGAGUAUCCGCCAAGAUCCGGCCGCUAUUCGGAGGAGUCGGCGAUGUGCGCCAUGCUACUGCCCAACAUGCCCAAGUUCCCGCUUUACGAGCUCAGUUGCCUCAUAUUCUUCCUCGUGCCGAUGCUGUCCAUAGCGGUGCUUUACGUGAGAAUGGGCCUCCGAAUACAAAGCAAUGGUCUCGGUCGCAGCAUCGAGGGUUCCGUUCACGGAGAAACGAGGCAGGCUCAAUCUCGAAAAGCCAUCAUCCGAAUGCUCAGUGCGGUCGUGAUAACAUUCUUCAUCUGCUGGGCGCCCUUUCACGCUCAGCGGCUGUUGUACGUGUAUCAGGUGUCGGCCUUCGGCGACAUUAAUGAAUGGCUGUAUCCUUUGGGCGGUUGCCUGUAUUACUUCAGCACCACCGUAAACCCGAUCCUCUACAACGUGAUGAGCGCCAAGUACAGAAUGGCAUUUAAGAAAACGCUCUACUGCACUCCGGCGAGUCCCUCCAUCACGAGGGACGACCUCAGCAGCAUGAAGGACAGCACAGCGUGCGGCUGCGGUUCCAGAAGAGGGUCCCAGGUGGUUCGUGUAAGAAGUGUACAUUAUCAACGUAGCAUUAGAUGCAACGUGCCGCACACAAACGAGGCCCUCCGCUCGCCGGCGAGAUUACGUCACGACGAUGAGGACGACGAGAGUCAAGGCUCGAAGGAGAAGCCUUGCGAUAUCCUCGCUCCCGAUAUUACAGAGCCGCAAGAUCCGCGAAAAUGCUCCUUUGUCGUGCAUUCGAGCAACGGCAGGACCAAAUGUCGAUCGACCGAGAAAGCGGACGGCGCGCCAGCGACGGCGAAUGAGACGUGUAUCUGAUCCUCGGCUCAUCCUGCCAUUGGAUGGAAGGAUCGUUACGGCGUCGCGAGGACCUCACGCGUCCUCGGACUCGACAAGAAGCUGACAUGCUGAUUGUGUAUGCGCGACGAGGCUGACGGGGUCCGGAUUAACGCACACACACGCGAAUAUGAAUUGCUCCACAGCGAAGGCCCAUUACCGAAGAAGAUCGUAGUCUCCUCCCCAAAGGACACAUCUGUCGCCGGGAGAAGAAACCGGGAGCUCUCGUGGAGAGCCGUGUUUGAGUGACGCCGAUCGAGUGGUGCCGCGAAGUGCCAGUGGGGGAAACUAAAGAAGUCGCUGCCGUUGAAAAGGGUCCGAAGUGUUUAGUCAGAGACGGAGACGCUUCGCAUCUUUUUGCGAUCGUCGCUGACGCGAAUUUUCAAACUCACGGAAUCGUGUCCCGACUUGGGCCGGCGCUUCGUUUCUCCAACGAACUACAGAGAUUCGACGAGAGUGUUCACAACGUGACGUCGCACGUACGUGUAAUUACUCCAACGAAGAUCUUUCUCACGGAUUUAAUCGGACUGUCGAAGCGCACUGCUACGUUAUCGCGCAAGAUAAUACGAAUGAUAAUUCAAAUUAUUAUCGAGUCUCUUAUCGAGUCGAUAAUACACAAACAUUGUGCGAUCGUGUGCGCUGUCGUUACGGGAAUACAUGGCAAAUAAGGAUUUCUGAGAAAUCGCCAAACGACGAGAUCGUAGAGAAAGAGAGAGAGAGGGAGAGAGAGAGAGAGAGAGA
Messenger RNA from Harpegnathos saltator (Jerdon's jumping ant), 2597 nucleotides. Its product is annotated as neuropeptides capa receptor. Gene Ontology annotation, biological process: neuropeptide signaling pathway. Gene Ontology annotation, molecular function: neuromedin U receptor activity. The transcript has 6 exons. Gene Ontology annotation, cellular component: plasma membrane. The record is from RefSeq and is a predicted model, not a curated record. The coding region runs from base 441 to 1838 and encodes 465 amino acids. Lineage: Eukaryota; Metazoa; Arthropoda; Insecta; Hymenoptera; Formicidae.